This is a messenger RNA of Sipha flava (yellow sugarcane aphid), 2740 nucleotides long. RefSeq names its product chromatin assembly factor 1 subunit A-B-like. Gene Ontology annotation, biological process: nucleosome assembly. Gene Ontology annotation, cellular component: nucleus; CAF-1 complex. NCBI's taxonomy places the organism in Eukaryota, Metazoa, Arthropoda, Insecta, Hemiptera, Aphididae. Bases 168 to 2540 code for a protein of 790 amino acids. The record is from RefSeq and is a predicted model, not a curated record. The transcript has 13 exons.
UGUUAGGUUAAAGAAUCGUCCCGAUAAGAUAAAUAACAAUAAUUGUAGUCAAAAUAUUCUCAAAAGUCUGGGACAUCGGAAACGGCCGAUGUUCGAGUGUUACGAGGAAACUUAAAACCUUUACCUAGUCUCAAUCGGUUGUUGCAGUGUUGAUAUCAUCUGUAACCAUGUCCAGCAGCAGUCCGGCCGACAAGUCUUCCAAGAAGUUGAAGCAGGCGUGUUUACCGUUCAAGUUGGUCAAUUCGCCUGGGGACGAGGCUAAUUCCAAAUGCCGCAAACGUAAACUCAGUGGCACUGAAAAUGAUGAUACGCGAGUGGAGAACCCUAAGGUCGAAUUGCUUAAUGGAGGGACCAAGUGUUUUAUUAAAUCUGACGAAGAAAUAAAUGAUGAAGAUAAUGAUAUGAAAGUAACUGAUGUUGAAAAUCCAGAUGAUUCAACUGUGUCUUUGAAAAAUAUUGAAAAUAAUGAUAAAAUAAUAACCAAAGAAGAAACAUCUAAAGUUAAUGAGAAAACUCUAGAUGAUAGUAUUUCUAUUUCUUCAGAUUCAGAUAAUACUCAAAAUGAUACAUCUGUUAAUUCUUCUCUAGAUAACGAUAAAUUAAAUUCACCAUCUUCAAGAAAUAUUACUUCAAAAAAAAUGUUGAAAAAACAAGAAUCUGCAAAAAAACAAAAAGAAAGACUAAGGAUAAAACUGGAAAAAGAAAAAGCUCGAGAAGAAAAACUCAAAGAACAAGCAGAAAAGCUUCUUUUAAAAGAACAAAAAAGAAAUGCUGAAAUUGAAGCCAAACGCUUACGUGAUUUAGAAAAGAAACAGAAAGAAGAAGAAAAAAAGGCUAAAGAAUUAGAAAAAGAAAAAGAACGAAAGCUAAAAGAAGAAGAAAAAAAAGCUAAAGAAUUAGAAAAAGAAAAACAAAAAGAAGAAAAACUUUUAAGAGAAGAAAUGGAAAGGAAGAAAAAAGAUAAGGUUAAAGCUGCCUUUGUUGGGUUUUUCAAAACAAAAAGUUUUAACUCUGAGACUUCUAAAAAAGAUGUGGAAAUAAUUGAUCAAGAACAAGAAACUUAUUUUAUGCCUUUCCAGACUAAACAAGAUAUGAAAAUAGCUCCAUUUUGUAGAGCAUAUUUGAAUAGCGAUAGAAAAAAAAUAAUAGACAACUGUAUUUGUCAAUAUGAGCAAAAUAAAGACUUAUUGUAUUUACAUUUAUUAAAAACUGGGAAACACAAACCUUCCAAAUCUGAUAGAACCUGGCCUGUUCAUAAUGAAAAUGAUGAUGAUCUUAUUAUCAUUGAAACUGGUUCAAAUGCUGAAAGCGAUGGAAACACUAUUAAUACUAGUCUUAAAAACAACUUUCAAAAAAACAGAUGGAAAUUGUUACAGUUUAAGGAAAAUAAACGUCCUCCAUAUUGGGGUACAUGGAGAAAAAAAAGUCUUUUUGUUAAACCAAGGAGACCAUUUGCUUAUGACAAAAUAAUGUUUGAUUAUGAAAUUGACUCAGAUGAUGAGUGGGAAGAAGAAGAUCCUGGUGAAAGUAUACAUGGUACAGAUAAUGAAGAAGAGCCUGAAGAUGAUUAUGAAGUUGAUAAUGAUGUUUUUGUACCUCAUGGAUAUUUGAGCGACGAAGAAGGUCAAGACAAUGAUACAGAUGAUUCUGAAGAAGCACAAAAAGAAAAACUAAAGUUACUAGGUGAAGAAUUUGAAAAAGAAAUAAAAAAAAAAACAGAACGCAUUAAACCAAGACUUGUAGGUUGUAUAUGGAUACCAAAUAAUGUAACAAAUCCUGAAAAUGUGAGUAAAUCUGUUGCUGACACUUUAUUAAAGUAUCGUUGUAUAUGGGAUGAUGAAGAACCUAUUAUAACAGAAGCACCGGUGAUAAUAGAUACACUUAAGGAUUUAAAUAUAUCUGAAAACAAAAAAACUUUAUUACUUCCAGAUUCAAUUAUUCCUGAUCUUAUAACAUUUAUACAUGGAAAUUCAAGUGGUAUUAAAGUAGCUGCUAUUAAUUUUUUUGCUGAAAUUGUUAAAAAUGGUAAAAAUAUAGAUGAUAAUAAUUUAAUUUCUGUAACAUCUGUUAAACGAACUAUAAAAGCAAUUGCAACAAAAGCUUCUCAUAUGUCACCAUGGUGUGUUAGUAAAGAUACUUUUGAGAAGUAUGGAGUCCAAUAUCCUAAAAGUGUGGAAAUUGAAGUUCCAAAACCCAUCAAAUCAUCUUCAGUUAAAAAAAUUACAAGUUUUAUGACAUUACAAAGUCAAAAAACAAAUACAUCUUUAAUAAACAAAUCAUGUACGAAAACUGAUGAAAUUGUGCCAGAAUCUACUCAAAGUGAUUUUAUUCCAAAAAAUCUUUUUAACAUUGAAAAAUGUCCAAACCAACCAAUUAAAGAUGUAGUGAAGGAAGAACAAAAAGUUAGUAUUAUUGGCGGGAAAAAAAGAAUAACACCUAUUCUUUUAUCACCUAAAAAAAAUUUUAAGUGUUUAGCAAAUCAAAAACCUAAAGAAAAAUCUUUGAGUCCAGAACUUAAAAUAGUUUGUGAAGGAACAUAAAAUUCUAUUGUUAAAACUAUUUAAAUACUUAUUUAAUUGUUAUUCAAAUUAUAGUAUUUUGAAUAGACAUUGUUAAUAUAUUGUUUAUACAUUAAUUAAAUUAUUCCAAUUUUAUUUUUUUAAGUUUUAUUAAAUGAGUUCAAGUAGUAUUUUCAAUCUGAUGUAUAGAAAUUAUGAAUAAAAAGAAAUAUCAUAUUUUA